ACCCAACCCAUUCAUCAACAUCGAUCAACGUACUAGUCUAUCUACUACGUACUAUGAUGAUCAAAUCCCUUUCACUCUUCGGCCUUAUUGCCUUGGCCUUCACUUUCCUAUCUGGUGCUCAUGCUGCUAAAAUAACUAUCACAAACAACUGUCCGACAACUGUUUGGCCAGGAACUCUAACGGCAGACCAGAAACCUCAGUUAUCAACUACUGGAUUUGAGCUGGCAUCCAAAGCAUCCUCAUCAGUUGAUGUCCAAGCUCCAUGGAUAGGCCGGUUCUGGGCACGGACGCGAUGCACCACCGACGCCUCAGGAAAGUUCACCUGCGAAACUGCUGACUGUGCCUCCGGCCAGGUUGCAUGCAACGGUGCCGGUGCGAUCCCGCCAGCAUCUUUGGUAGAAAUCAACAUAGCAGCAAAUGGUGGACAAGAUUUCUACGAUGUCAGCCUUGUAGAUGGGUUCAACCUCCCUAUUUCGGUUGCCACACAAGGGGGGACUGGUGACUGCAAGCCCUCGAGUUGCCCGGCAGACGUGAACGCCGCUUGCCCUGCUGAGCUACAACUGAAAGGGUCUGAUGGGAGUGUGAUCGCUUGCAAGAGCGCAUGCUUAGCUUUCGGUGAGCCACAAUACUGUUGCACUGGCGAUCAUAACACCCCAGAAACAUGUCCACCCACAAACUAUUCGAUGAUCUUCGAGAACCAAUGCCUUCAAGCUUAUAGCUACGCUUAUGAUGAUAAGAACAGCACAUUUACCUGCUCCAACGCACCUGACUACGUUAUUACUUUUUGCCCAGCUGCUUGAAUUUAUGGAUCGAGAGGAAUUAUGUGUUCCUUCUCUCUAUAGUAAUAAUAGAACAAUAAGUACUGUCAUGGACUAAGGCACAUUCAUGCCUGUGUCUGUGUCUGUACGUGUAAUAAACGUUUGAAUGAUAGAUAUCAAACGAAUAAUGUAAACUUUUUCUUAUACUAAUUAUUUCGGAGCAAGAAUACUUGUGCUUAUGACAAUAAAUAUUUCUUCA
This is a messenger RNA of Alnus glutinosa, 1017 nucleotides long. Its product is annotated as thaumatin-like protein 1b. The record is from RefSeq and is a predicted model, not a curated record. Gene Ontology annotation, cellular component: extracellular region. The transcript is spliced from 2 exons. Bases 54 to 800 code for a protein of 248 amino acids. NCBI's taxonomy places the organism in Eukaryota, Viridiplantae, Streptophyta, Magnoliopsida, Fagales, Betulaceae. Gene Ontology annotation, biological process: defense response.